ACAUUCGCAUAUUAAAAAAAACCCUGAGAGAGACAGGGAGGACGAAAAUUUUUGUGUGCUGAAAAUUGUAAAUUCGGAACCGAAGACGCCAGAUUUUUAGUUUUAAGUGUCCCUAAUUGUGUCCAGAAGUACCUAAGAAUCUCGCCAGCAUAUGAUUCCAUAGCAAAUCGUUGAAGGAGUAUGAAUUAUUGCCGUAGAAACAUUGACAAUAGCAACAAUAGUUAAUAUUCACGCACUCCAUAUCAAUGAAAGAAAGUAUUACGACGACGAAGAAGACGAAAAUUAAAAUCAAAGCAACCGCGGUUGGUGCACGUACUAUCCAGCAAACAUCCAGAGUACGAACGGGGAAGUGGCCACAAUCUUCAUUUUUGGCACCAGGUGGUUGGCUGGUUGAGUAUCAUUUCUAAACUCAAAAGAUUCAUAUUCCUGCUGUUGCAACCUCUUUCUGUCGAACCCACCAUCAUUCAAUGUACGUAUUGAGCUAGAAUCAUCAACAAAAAAGCUCCUCUUGCAUCACAACCUGUCGCUCUUGGUUUCGACUUAGUUACCAGAUAUCGUCAGUCAUUCAUUCACUCAGCCAGUCAACUUUAGAAGGAACUGUACGAAAUUUGCCAGCAUCAGUGUUCUAUCAUUUGCACGCACACACAACCUAAACCAACCGCAGUUUUCACAUCAUCCCAUUGAUAUUCUUGAACGCUGCUGGAUUACUCCCCGUUUUCGUUGGAUGUUGUGAUGUUCUCAAACGGGCUUCCCUGCAAUCUGCCCUUCCCCAGCUGUCUCGGGGUGCCAAAGGAUAGCGGAAGCGACGAACUGCUACCGACAGCGAUGGGAAGCCGCGAACCGGUCAUACUCAACGUGUACGACAUGUACUGGAUUAACGAAUACACGACCUCGAUUGGGCUGGGUGUGUUCCAUUCGGGUGUCGAGGCGUUUGGGACUGAGUUUGCCUACGGUGGCCACCCGUUCCCGUUUACCGGUGUAUUCGAGAUAUCACCACGGGAUCACAACGAGCUGGGUGAUCAAUUUCGGUUUCGGCAAAGCAUACAAAUCGGUUGUACAGACUUUACCGAGGAGGAAGUUCGCCGGAUAGUGGAAGAGCUGGGGAACCAGUUUCGUGGCGAUCGGUAUCAUCUAAUGAACAACAAUUGCAACCAUUUCUCCGGGUCACUAACACAGAUUCUCUGCGGGCAGGAGAUUCCAAGUUGGGUGAAUCGAUUGGCUCAUUUCAGCUCCUGUGUACCUUUCCUGCAGCGUUGUUUACCGAAGGAAUGGCUAACACCCAAUGCCUUACAACAGUCGAUAACAGCCAUACAGGACCGGGACGAGGAUUCCAGUCCUUUUUGAGAAUAGCUUUUAGUUAGGAAUAGUAAUACCAUAGCCGCCGCGCCACGUGAUUCCGACGUCGGGGUAAACAGUAAAGCAACAGCGCAGGCUAACAUGGAACUUCCAUUGAUUAGAGGCAGUGGAGUAGCAGAGACCACCACUAAUAACUCGGUAUACAGAAACCGAAAGAAAUGAAAAUGAGGCCCACAACUUCCUGAUAAGGCGAGUAGCUGCGAGUGUGAAGAGUUUUUUCUGUUUAUUUUUACAACUCAGCUAGGAGAGUUUAUGUUUGUGUAUUUGUUUUCUGUCCAAAACCCUUCUCAAUGAACCAAAAAGAAGAAAAAAUCUAUAUCCAUAAAUAUAUUAUUAUGAAACGUUUAAAUAUUUGAACAGAUUGUGACUCGUUGCAAGUUUUUUUUUCGUCAACUGAUAUUAAAGAAACUCAGCUUUUAGCUUUUCCUAUAGAGAAAUAAGAAAGGUAAAAACGAACGGGUUAAAAGUAUUCGUUUCACAUUUAAUUCAAUAUAACAAACUGUAAACUAACAACAAAUAUAGAGUAAGUAAAAGUAAACAAAGUAAACGAACAUCUAAUAAACGUUUUAAAAAAAUCUAUAUGGAUCUAAAACAGAGAAAUUAGUUUAAUUAACAAAAUGGUUUAAUUACAAUGUUUGAACGGCAACUAAAACCCUAUCUGAUGUAAGCAAACCCGUUGUUGGUAUUAAAGAUGCAGGCAGACGAAAAGGGUAUCAAACAUAGAGUUUAUUCAACAACAAACGGAGAGUGAAUAUACACAUAGUUAAAGAAAGUGACAAUGAACAACAUCCAAAUAACACUUGUACAGUAAUCCCCUUAUACUCUUAUUAAAAGUGACGUUGACAAACAAACACGUGUUGAAGAAUCUAGGCUAUGGAAAAUCGGAAAGAAGUUUUUUUGAGGUUGGGACCUAUUGAACGGAUUCCAGGGAGCUACCAUGAAAAUACGUUCGUUGUGACUACAAUCGUAUUUAUUUGCUCUUUUGAAACUAGAAUUAACUGUACUAUCAUUAAAUAAACGAAAAGUAUUUAGAGAGAUGCAAGGGAGAAGUAGUUUUUAUCGGAAGUCGCGUAGAAUAAUUAUUCGGCACCUGUGUCAUUUGAGCAGGGACCUAUUUUACUUUGUUGUUUAGAAAGCAAAAUAGAAUCUUUUUUUAAUGAAAACUUUUUGUAUAAUUUUUCGUACAUAUCGUACGUUGAAUUGCCCAACUUUUUGUCAUAUUCCUGAAAUAACAAGAAAAGGAAAAAAUGUAUCAUGAACAAAACUACAAUUUCUAUCAGUAAAGCGCUCACAAUAUAGAUAUUUCCUAAACUUUAUUUUUCUACACAGAACAAGCAACCGACCGAUAUUAUAUUCUUACUCGGUUAAAUAUGAAGAUGCGGAAGUAAUUCUGAUCCAUAGUAUUAACACAACUACUGCAAAGUUCAAAGUUGCGUUUCAGGAAAAAAAACACGUGUGAACCAAGCAGGUUUUAAUUUCUAUGAAAUAAUCAUAACCCUCACCAACCAACCACAACAAGAACAACAAUGCCAUUUUCUCGAACUUCUGUUUUUUAUGACUGAAAAAGUUAAUGAAUUAAAUAAAGAUAUUAUUGACGAACUGA
Molecule: messenger RNA, 2959 nt
Organism: Topomyia yanbarensis
Lineage: Eukaryota; Metazoa; Arthropoda; Insecta; Diptera; Culicidae
Product: deubiquitinase DESI2
Exons: 6
Coding region: 733-1344 (203 amino acids)
Biological process (GO): protein deubiquitination
Molecular function (GO): deubiquitinase activity
Source: RefSeq, a predicted model, not a curated record